UGCACAAUUUUCUUUCAAGUUUCAAGAAUUGACGUCAAUCGGCGUCGUCAACAACUUAUGGCUUGUGAUGUUCGCCUUGCCCACAUGUCGAUCAUGGCUUGUGACAUCCGAAAGACAAUAGUUUAUGUUUCUAUUGUCAUGAUUUGUGUUCUUUUGCGGUUAUCCACUGGAGCAAAAACGGCCAUUUUGGAAAAAGCUCUGACAUCCUCGGAGGCACAGGCAAUGCUUGAUUUGCACAAUAACUACAGGUCGGUGAUCGCCCUCGGACUUCAGAGCGGACAACAACCUGCAGCUAACAUGAUCGCUUUGGAGUGGGAUGACAGACAAGCAAGGACUGCCCAGGGCUGGGCUGAUCAGUGCGUCGGUGGCCACAACGUUGAUAAAGCACGCCAAGUCAAGCCAUACAUCUUCAUUGGCCAGGACUACGCGGGGAACUACAGCCCUGAACAGUCCGUGAAAGCAUGGUUCGACGAGGUUAAAGACUACGAUUAUGACAAAAAUCGCUGCAAGAAGAAUAGAGUUUGCGGACAUUACACAGAGGUGGUCUGGGCCAAAGCGAGGUUUAUCGGAUGUGGACAGAACAAGUGCAGCGGAAAGAAUUCAAUGGCUGUCGUUUACUGUGACUAUGCCCCAGGUGGUAAUGUUGGUCAUGAGCCGCCGUACGAAAAAGGACCAGCUUGCUCUAAAUGCCCGGCGGGAUAUGCAUUCUGUCUUGGUAGGGCAUUGUGUGCAUCGUUAAGGGCGUGCUCUCACAAUGGAAACAAAUGCAGGUGUACGAUAGCAGCCUGCAAGAAUGGAGGGAGAUUCAACAGAGCGACAUGUUUCUGUACUUGUCCGGAUGGCUACAUGGGACGAGAAUGUCAAGAUGUUUGUGAGGAUACCAAGACAACGUGCGGUGUUUACAAAGCCCGUGGUUAUUGUGAAUGGAAUAGUAAAUUCAGCAUACAGAUGAGAAAGAAAUGCAAAAAGUCAUGCGGAUGGUGUCAAUACAGAGCAGAUUGCUUGCACGUGAACGAAGGUCACAUUCAUCCCAAUACACCUACUGGCAAAGUCUUGGAUGGUCCAUCUAUUGCGUUAUCGUCGAAUCACCGAGUAGCAUCACCUUUCCAUCAUCCGCCUCGGAUACCACAUACCCCAGUUCCUUCCACUAUGCCAUUAGUCAAGAAGGCUGCUCCAAAUCCUGUAAGAAAAGAAUCAGUUUUCGACUCACCAGCCACCAAUACUUCCUUCGUGGGCCCACCAGCCCGGUGCGUUGACAACUUCUUUGACCGACAGGCCUGCGUCAAAUGGGCGGCAGCUAAUCUCUGUGUUACACAUAAGAAAUUCAUGUUCUCUCAGUGUGCUCGAUCAUGUAACUACAGAUGCCAACAUGCGUCGAGGAAAGUUAUCCCAGUAUGGUCAGCUGUUCCAUGUACCGCAGCGGCGACCAACCUCUUCUUCGACAGCGCCGCCUGUGAUAAGUGGGCGGCCGACGGCAACUGUGUGGCGAAUGCGAGGUUUAUGAGAGCGCAGUGCGCAAAAUCUUGCAAUUUGUGCAACUUAAAUCAUCCAGCGACAAUACAUGGUUAAAUUUACUCGGGUAAAAGGUGAUUGUCUUAUUUCUUUAAAACAAGAGCUACUUUUCAAACGGGGAUACCACUCAUUUACAUUUACAAGGUCAGUGGAAAUAAUCACAUUUCGCCCACCAUUGUCGUUCUGCAUGGUCCAAUGAGUAGCGGUGAGGGAAACAAAAAUAACAUUAGUUGGUACACAUGCUAUACACCUUUCCAGAAAUGGGGCGCCAAGUGUCCGAAAUAGUGAUGUCAUAAGGGGAAACUAGACCUUAUGGUGGAGGGACAAAGGAGAUAGUCAUGGUUGACCAACACACUUGAAUGCCUUUAAUGACGGACAAGGGGAAAAAAGUUAGUUCCAAUGCAAGCCACCAAUUUCGGGAAGCAUGUGUAGACACCGAGUGUUUAUGUUUACAUUUGGGGUUUUGUUAUGGGGAUGACGUAAGAUCAAGAUGCCUGAUGUUUAUGUUUACAUUUAGUGUUUUGUUAUGUGGUUGACGUAAGAUCAAGAUGCCUGGUGCUUGUGUUUACAUUUUGUUUCGAGCAGUGAUGAUGAUGAUGAUAAGGGCGUGGUUAUCCCCCAGUAAAUGUUUAUCUCCGUUAUAUUUUGAAAUCUAAAUCAGAUGGGAUGUAACGAAUACUGGAGCAAUGAUAUUGGGAAGCUGACAUAAUGAUGAAAUGGUGUCCUCUUAAUAAGUGUACUGUGUAUUUGUUUAAUUUUGCUUUUGUGAAAUAAAACCAGUGUUGAAGUAAGAGGAAGGUGAUGUAGGUCCUUCUCGGUUGAAGUGACUUUUGAAACUGUGAGUACGAGGUUGUGAUUGUUUGUAUAGAAUAAACAGUAAACAUACCUAGCUAA
Molecule: messenger RNA, 2406 nt
Organism: Lineus longissimus
Lineage: Eukaryota; Metazoa; Nemertea; Pilidiophora; Heteronemertea; Lineidae
Product: multiple epidermal growth factor-like domains protein 6
Exons: 11
Coding region: 58-1569 (503 amino acids)
Source: RefSeq, a predicted model, not a curated record